Molecule: messenger RNA, 2954 nt
Organism: Podarcis raffonei (Aeolian wall lizard)
Lineage: Eukaryota; Metazoa; Chordata; Lepidosauria; Squamata; Lacertidae
Gene: SYPL2
Product: synaptophysin like 2
Exons: 6
Coding region: 16-1233 (405 amino acids)
Cellular component (GO): synaptic vesicle; synaptic vesicle membrane
Source: RefSeq, a predicted model, not a curated record
AGAAGCCCCACCAGCAUGUCCCAACUCUCGAGACGAGUGACGCCGCUUAAGAAAGACUCCAGAGCAGAUCCGGAUCGCCUUCGCCGCCCGUCCCUUCGAGGGAGAAGGCGGAGCCGCCAGGCAAGAGGCUCCGCCCACAGCCCGCGGGGGGGGGGCGCCAAGCUCCAUGUGCGCCCGCCGCCGCGUGACGCGCUCCCUCUCCCCCUCCCCACCCGCGCCUCCACUUGCGAGUUUGACAGGACUUUCGACGGGGCUUUUUUCCCCGCAGCUCCGCGGAGGAGGGAGCAGCAGCAGCAGCAGGCGCCUCUGCAGCUCCGGCCGUCGUCAGCCCCGGCUCCCCUCGCCUGGACCACUCCUCCGUCCGCGCGGCGGAGAAGCAAGGAAGCCGCGCUCCCCGCAGCCACUGCCGUGCAGACGACCAGCAGCAGCAGCUCCUCGCCGAGAAUGUCGGAGCCCAGAGCCCAGAGGGGGGCGGCGGCGGCGGCGGACAAGGAGUCCCAGAGCCCGGUGGCCCAGCUGCUCUUGGGGCUGCGUUGGGGGCGCUUGGAGGAGCCCCUGGGAUUCAUUAAGGUGCUGGAGUGGCUCUUUGCCAUAUUUGCCUUUGGAGCCUGUGGUUCUUUCAGUGCAGAAACAGGGGCUACUGUGAAAUGCAAUGAGAGUCCUAAAGAGACAACUGCUAUCACUGUGCAGUUUGGAUAUCCUUUCAGGUUGUACAAGGUUCCAUUUGAUAUGCCAGACUGUAUUGAAGGAUCUACUGCUAAAAGGACGCUGCAUCUCUUGGGAGACUUUUCAGCACCUGCUGAGUUCUUUGUGACCUUGGGUGUUUUUUCUUUCCUGUAUACCAUGGCAGCUCUGGCAGUCUAUCUACGGUUUCACUCACUCUACAAAGAAAAUAAGAAGCUUCCUUUUGCGGAUUUCUGUGUGACCGUCUCAUUUACCUUUUUCUGGCUAGUGGCAUUUUCAGCUUGGGGCAAAGGUCUGUCAGAUGUGAAAGGAGCUACGCGGCCUUCCAGUCUUAUUGCUGCCAUGUCAGUGUGUCAACUCAAAACUGCUGUAUGCAAUGCUGGGGCCACACCUUCUAUGGGCCUGGCCAAUAUCUCUGUGCUGUUUGGUUUUGUCAACUUUAUACUGUGGGCUGGAAACUGCUGGUUUGUUUUUAAAGAGACCCCUUGGCAUGCUCAGACCACCAACAAGGAAAGCUCUGCUGAACAAGGAGCUGUUGAUAAGCAAUAAGGAAGCUCUCCUCCUUCACUUCUGAAGCCUCCUCUUCCCCCACCAGGAACAGUGCCUUGUCCCACGUAUAUGCUCAUCCCAUUUCACAGCAGGGCAGGAAAUACGCCUUCUCUGCCAAUUGUUGCUGCUGUCCAAUAGUCAUACUGGCAUCUCUGUCUCCUGACUAUUCUGGAAUGCCUUCCUCUGGCUGAAAUCAGGGGGUCCUCUUGUGGUCCUAGAUACACAGACUGUACAUGGUUACAAAAAAAACCAAACUCUUCUGCCUUCAGAUAUUUUUUUUUACAAACAUGUAUUAUUGUGCAUUGUAACAUUGGCUACUACCAGUCCUAGGGUGUGUGGCAUUGUUCCUUCCCAUCUGCUUCUGACCACUUUGUAAUGAGAAAUGCAGGUAGAUUUGGAUAACAGCAUAGAGAUAACCAAGGCAUUAGUGCUACAGAACCUGGGACAUCUAAGCACCUUUGAGAGUAAGUACACCUUCGACUCUGCAGCCAUAAUAGAAGCAGAAGCGGCAAUAUGCCACCUGGCUUAGCAGCAAAAUAAAGGAGAAAUACAAAGGGAAUAUUUUUACUUUCAUACAAUUGAAGGAAGGAGUGUGUUGCGUUUCUCUCUGUUGCAAAUGGGGUAUGAAUGUGCUAAAUAUCUCUCUGCUUCUCUUAAAUUCAUUUGGAUGAAAGCUGGAACUGCCGUUUGCCCACAGAUGGGUUGUUCACUCUUGAGCAGCAAAGUUUUGGUGCCUUAAUUUUUUUCCUCUCAGGUCAUGCACAGAUGUAUACUAUGUCCAUAUUGAGCCACAAGUGCUGACUCCCACCAGCAUGAGCUGACUGGCAGCUUUUGGCCUCCAUUUCCCUGUGUUUUUUGUGUAUAGUGGAGGCAAACAGAGGAUGUAAACACUGGACACCUGUUUCAGUGUCUUCUGAGGUCCUGUUCUAUUUUUAAAAUGCAAACUUUUAAAUAUGAAAACCUAAAUGAAUUUUUCUCAGCUUCUAGGAUAGUUUGAUAGAAAACUUGGGCCCAAGAGGCUUGGGGCAUUCGUUUCUGGUUGACAAAGAUGCAGGGGAAGGGUGGAAUUCUGUACAACUUGUUGUUUUGUUGAGAAUAUUUGUGGUUAAUGGCCUUAGUUCUGGCCUCUGAACACUGGUAACAGGAACAGAUGAGCUGUCAAGUUUGUGGUGUGGAUUGUUUGUCAAUGAAUUCAUGUAUGCCACUAUCUCGGGCCAACGCCCCUUUUAACUCCAGUGUGGCAGUAGGCAGCUGCUUGUAGAUUUCUGAUGGAGGCUUGAGGCAUCCCAGGCCUCCAAGUGAAGAUGAGAAUCUUUAAGGAAGGUUCCAGUAUCCCUGGAUGUCCCUCUAGCAAAUGAUGGGACCACCAGUUUAGGACAGUAUUAAAUCUGACAUUUUUAAAUCAUAGAAACUCUUUGUUAUUGUGUAUAUGCAGCGGAUACUUUCAGGUGAAGAGAGCUGUCAUAUUUUCUUCCCUCUUUUGAUCAUGCUGUUGACAUAAACAAGGGACUGGAGCCUGGCCUGCCAUUUACUCCAAACUCUACUAGUUGCCUAUUUUCUAAAACUUAUAUGAGUAAAUAGAAAAGAAGCACCCCGAAUCUUUAAAUCCCUGUGCUUCCAUGUGUCUAAUAUUAGAUGGGGAAAACUAGUUUUUUGGGAGGUUGGGGUGUAGCAGGUUGCAGGGUGAGUUCUUCUAUGCUGAUUAAAUCUUUCAUAUCAGA